This is a messenger RNA of Glarea lozoyensis ATCC 20868, 912 nucleotides long. Its product is annotated as S-adenosyl-L-methionine-dependent methyltransferase. The record is from RefSeq and is a predicted model, not a curated record. The transcript is spliced from 2 exons. Bases 1 to 912 code for a protein of 303 amino acids. NCBI's taxonomy places the organism in Eukaryota, Fungi, Ascomycota, Leotiomycetes, Helotiales, Helotiaceae.
AUGACUUCCACCUCCGGUCUCAACGACGACAACAUCAUCUUCGCCGCCGGCGAAAAAGAAGUCGAUCGUCUCCAACUACAACACGAAAUCAUGAAAGACGCCAUGAAAGAUCUAAUCAAAGCCCCCCUCAACCUCUCCAAACCCGGCCUCCAAAUCUUAGAUCAAGCUACCGCAGACGGUCCAUUACUUCCCAACACUCCUCAAAACUCAGCCCAUACUAACAUACCCUCAGGAAUCUGGCUCAAAGACGUCGCCGCUGUCUCCCCCGCCCAACACGAAUACACCGGCACGGACAUCGAACCUUACUACCCUGUCCCGCCCCCGGCGCACAUGACAUUCUUCGAUCAAAGCAUGACCAAGCCCUGGCCGGCGCACAUGAAUGCCACAUUCGACCUCGUGCACUCCCGUCUCGCGCUCCCCGGCGCGGGCAUCACGCCCAUCAAGACCGUCGUCACGCAGCUGAUCGAUCUCGUCAAACCCGGGGGCUGGAUCCAGCAGACCGAGAUGGUAUACAGUAAGUGGCCGGACAACGGACCGGCGAUGGACGGGAUGUGGCGGGUCGCGGUGGACUGGAUUGGGUUCGCGGUAGGCGGCCAGAGUUUGAAUUUCAAAGAUGAUUUGGAGGCGUGGUACAAGGAAGCGGGAGUGGUAGAUGUGCAAACGGAGGUGUAUACCGUGGGGAUUGGGAAGAAAGCUGGGAGUGAGAGGAUGAGGGGGAUCAGUACGAGGAGUAUGCAUACGACGGUUAGCGGGUUGUGUAUGGGUGCCAAGGCGGGGAAGAGUGCUGAUCCAAAUGCUGUGAAGCUUUCCUUUGAGGAGCUGGAUACGUUGCCGGAGAGGGUUUUGAAGGAGCUUAAUGAGGUGGGUGGGUAUUGGCAGUUUUUCACUAUUUGGGGUCGUAAGGAGGAUUGA